UUAUGACCGGUGCGCACGCCUUGUUCGCCGAGAUGACGGGGAUAAUGAUUUAAAUAGUGAGGGGGUAGCUCCAAUUUUGGUGGCCUCGAUCCCCUCUAUAAAAUUAUCCACAUCUCAACUAGAAGAAUUUAAGCCAUAUUCUCAGAAUUUCACAGCUAACAAACCCAGAUAGAAGGAAGAUCACAUCUUUGCAUCACUCUCCCUUCCCCCUUUCAGAAGAUAUGGAUCUGAGGGACAUAGAGUCCACUCUUCCACCAGGGUUCAGGUUCUACCCGAGUGAUGAGGAGCUGGUCUGCCACUAUCUCCACAAGAAGGUUGCCAACGAAAAAGUCUCUGGAGGGACCUUGGUGGAGGUGAAUUUGCAUACUCGCGAGCCAUGGGAGCUUCCAGAGGUGGCUAAGCUAAGUGCGAACGAGUGGUACUUCUUCAGCUUCCGUGACCGUAAAUAUGCGACUGGGUCGCGCACAAAUCGGGCAACGAAGUCUGGAUACUGGAAGGCGACCGGGAAAGAUCGUACAAUCUACGAACCUGCAACCCAUGCAAUCGUGGGGAUGAGGAAGACGCUGGUCUUCUAUCGUGGAAGAGCUCCAAAUGGGAUAAAGACCGGCUGGGUCAUGCACGAGUUCCGGCUAGAAAAUCUACACGCACCCCCCAAGGAGGACUGGGUGCUGUGCAGAGUCUUUCACAAGAAGAAAGGGGAUGCAGUGAAUCACAGCCUGGAGAAUAAUGAUCAGGACAACAACAUGGGCUGCUUCUCAUCAGUACAUUUGGAGUCAUCCCCUCUGAAUGACCAUCCCAUGGCGGAUGGGUGCUAUGAGCAGAUGGUCCCACAUCAGGAGGGCAACAGCUCAAACACCUUCCUCAACUUGGCGGUAUUGCACUACAACUUCCUUGAUUUUCCGCAAGAGACGGACAGCACAACCAUGACUGGAGUGGACUCAAGAGGUGGUGAGGAUGAUUUCGGGUUGCUGCUGGAUGUGGGCAUAGCAGACCAUGACUUGGUGGAGGGAGGGAUGGCGAAUAUGGGAGGUAUGAAGUUUCUUUUUUGAUGAUAUGGGAGGUAUGAUGUUUCAAAGAGGCACAGAUCAGCUUUUCUUCUAGUGUUUUACAAAUCUUGACAUGUCUAUUGAUUUGGAUUGAAGAGUGACAGAGAUGGCCAUAUGUAGAUGUUGUGAUUGUUGAUUUGAAAGAUUUGUGCUAUUAUUUGUAGAUAACACACUUCACAUUAUAGGAAUUUCAUGUACAAUUAUUUUUCAAUUAGAAUAAAUUAUUUAUUUCACA
Molecule: messenger RNA, 1281 nt
Organism: Elaeis guineensis (African oil palm)
Lineage: Eukaryota; Viridiplantae; Streptophyta; Magnoliopsida; Arecales; Arecaceae
Product: NAC domain-containing protein 100
Biological process (GO): regulation of DNA-templated transcription
Molecular function (GO): DNA binding
Source: RefSeq, a predicted model, not a curated record